AUGUUGACUUCACGAAAACGCAAGUUAGCCGCACGAGGAUUGGAAGUGGAAGUAGAGGUGAUUCAUAAGCAAGGAGACGUUCUACUCCAGCUUGGAAAGCCUGAGCAGCCGAUACGCAAAAUCCUAGUUUCUUCUACGGCCCUCAGUUUUGCCUCGCCUGUCUUCGCUGCCAUGUUCGAUGGUCGCUUCCUCGAGGGCGAAUCUUUGUCUCAAAAUUCGCCACCGACAGUCUCACUUCCUGAAGAUGAUCCAGAGUCCAUCGUCAUUAUCUGCAAAGUGAUCCACAUCCAGACCUCCAAGUUUGCUACGAAGAUUACAGCUACAGCCUUGGCAAAUGUCGUAAUCGCAUGCCACAAGUACGAUUGUUUGGAUACAAUGCAUGCGUGGGGAUUGGUAUGGAUCGCGGCACUCCUUGAGACUCCAGAUGAUCCAGGGUUUGAAAAGACCUUGCUGGCUGCAUACCUACUUGACCUGCCGCAUGAGUUCCACAAAGUGUCCCGAAGCCUGGUUCUCGAUCGCGCCAGUCCGUUCAGCAUCACGACCGCAGCGCACGGCCACGAUUUCCUUCCCACCCGCUUGCUCGAGCGUAUCCUGAGCGAUUUCCAUGAUGUUCAGAAACGAGCAAUUGCCGCCAUUUGCAAGGCAGUAGCCGUCAGAGAUGGAAUCGAUUAUUCCGGAGUAAAUAUAACCUUAUGUGAAAGAUUGGUCUGCGAUUUAGGACUGCAGUGCAUCGGCUUGUUCAUCGUAAAUCUUCAACUUGGUGGUCUUUGGCCGAUAGGCGCACACUCAAUCACACAUAUCAGGACUGUGGUGGCUCAGAUGGAUGGACUCAACCCUCCAGCAAAACUGUGCCCAGAUCCCGACUGUAACUGUAGAUCUGCGGGCACCAUGAAGGAGGACCUUUUGAGCGAUAUCGGUCUCAUCCAUUACUCAAACUCCAGAGGUAUCUGCCUGGACUGUGUCCAGGCCGAUGCGGCUGGAAAGACGGUUGAAAAUACUGGCAACUGCCGGCUGGGGAAUUUCCCUGGAUACCAGAUUGAGGAAGAGCGACUGACAGUUAUGUCCGUCAAGCUCUCGACUAUCGACGUCAGUCGUAUCAGCGCGAACACUUUCCUUCUCCAACUCGCACAUUCGUUGAUUUAG
This is a messenger RNA of Cucurbitaria berberidis CBS 394.84, 1143 nucleotides long. RefSeq lists its product as uncharacterized. The transcript has 3 exons. NCBI's taxonomy places the organism in Eukaryota, Fungi, Ascomycota, Dothideomycetes, Pleosporales, Cucurbitariaceae. The coding region runs from base 1 to 1143 and encodes 380 amino acids. The record is from RefSeq and is a predicted model, not a curated record.